AUGAGGAUAGGUUGUUUGCAAUUUUCAUCCCAAGUCGGCAAAGUCAACGACAACAUUAGCAGGGCAGAUGAAGUGCUUGAACACGCCGCCCCAGAACGUCUUGAUCUUCUGGUCCUGCCGGAACUAGCCUUCUCCGGCUAUAAUUUCUCCUCUUCAAGGCAUAUCAGCCCGUGUCUUGAAAAUGCAGGAUCCGGGAUAAGCUCCUUGUGGGCCAUGAACAACGCUUCGAAGCAUGACUGCACCGUCGUCGUAGGAUAUCCCGAGAAAGUGGAUCUGGUGGACAACUUGCCGGCGAACCCCGAGCACUACAACUCGGUUGUCGUUGUUCAGGCAGAUGGCGAUGUUGUGGCAAAUUACAGGAAGACGCACCUGUACUACACCGACGAGACCUGGGCCCGGGAAGGACCUUCGGGAUUUCUCUGCCAACGGAUGCCUGGACUAGGGACUGUGGCGUUGGGCAUAUGCAUGGAUCUCAACCCCUAUAGAUUUGAGGCGCCAUGGGAUGCAUUCGAAUUUUCGACGUUUGCCCUGCUGUCAGGUGCUCGACUGGUGGUCGUCUCCAUGGCUUGGCUGACGCCGCAAGACCCGACUUCCUUUAACACAAUGCCCAGUGAACCAGACAUGACGACGAUGAUGUACUGGGUUAGCAGAAUGGAACCCAUCAUUCGCGCUGAAUCGAACCAGGAGGUCAUUGUUGUGUUUGCAAACCGGUGCGGAUCAGAAGACGAAGCUACGUUUGCAGGGACCAGUGCUGUUGUUGGAAUUAAAUCGGGAGAAGUAUACAUUUACGGGAUUUUGGGACGUGGCGAGUCCGACCUUCUGCUUGUUGAUACCGACAAACCUCCGUUCGCGAAACUCAUCUAUCGCCCAGGCAGCAAAGCGGUGGCUGCUUCCGAGGCAAGCAUUGCUCAAUGUCCUGCUCCCGUUGUCCAAAAGGACCACGGUAAAACUCAAUCAGUUACAGAAGCCACUCCAGCAGCCAGCAGCUGGCCGUCGAAGCACGGAGGAACAACGAACAUCUGCCAAGGGUGA
Molecule: messenger RNA, 1032 nt
Organism: Ustilaginoidea virens
Lineage: Eukaryota; Fungi; Ascomycota; Sordariomycetes; Hypocreales; Clavicipitaceae
Exons: 3
Coding region: 1-1032 (343 amino acids)
Biological process (GO): protein catabolic process
Molecular function (GO): protein-N-terminal asparagine amidohydrolase activity; protein-N-terminal glutamine amidohydrolase activity
Source: RefSeq, a predicted model, not a curated record